GCAGUUUAGUUCAUCAUUUCCAGUCAAGCAGCCAUCUUCUCCACUCAAAGAGAAGAUUUUAAAGUGUUGCAGGAUGGCUGACUAUUCCAGCGUGGCUCCUCCGCAGAAUGCAGGGGGUGGAAUGAACGAUGCUUUUAAAGAUGCCCUGCAACGGGCGAGACAAAUCGCAGCUAAAAUUGGAGGAGAUGUGGGUGGUGCACCCCCUCCGCCAAGCAACGAGUUUAGUUAUGGAGGCCAGAAGAGGCCAUUGGAAGAUGCAGAUCAACCAGAAACAAAGAAAGUAGCUUCUCAGAUGGACCCGUAUGCAUCGAUGAUGGGGGGAAUGAGUGGUCCUCCAAGAUCUCUCUCUGAGGAUUUCAAGGUUCCAGAUGGGAUGGUUGGAUUCAUUAUUGGGAGGGGAGGAGAGCAGAUAUCCCGACUGCAGCAGGAAUCUGGUUGCAAAAUACAGAUUGCCCCUGACAGUGGUGGUAUGCCCGAGAGGUCUGUGACAUUAACGGGUUCCCCGGAUUCAAUCCAGGCUGCAAAGCGGUUGCUAACAGAGAUUGUAGAAAAGGGCCGGCCCGCACCAUCGUUCCACCAUAACGAUGGCCCAGGGAUGUCCGUUGAGAUUCUCGUCCCUGCGUGCAAAGCUGGACUUGUCAUAGGAAAAGGAGGGGAAACCAUAAAACAGCUGCAGGAACGUGCUGGAGUGAAAAUGGUGAUGAUUCAAGAGGGGCCGCAAAACACGGGGUUAGACAAACCUCUCCGCAUCUCCGGGGAGCCUUUUAAAGUUCAGCAAGCCAAAGAGAUGGUGAUGGAAAUCAUACACGAUCAGGGUGGCCGGGAGCAGCGGAAUGAGUAUGGGUCCAGAAUGGGCGGGGGCGGGGGAGGGGGGGGAGGAGGAGGAGGAGGCGGCGGAGGAGACAUGGAUGUAAGUGAAGAGGUUCCGGUCCCAAGGUUUGCUGUGGGAAUAGUGAUCGGAAGGAAUGGCGAAAUGAUCAAGAAGAUCCAAAAUGAUACCGGUGUCAGGAUUCAGUUUAAACCAGAUGAUGGCUCCAUGCCGGAGAGGAUAGCCCAGAUAAUGGGGCCCCCUGACCGCUGUCAGCACGCUGCCGAGAUCAUCUCUGACCUGCUGAGGAGUGUGCAGUCCGGGGGCCCACCGGGACCCGGGGGCCGCGGCAGGGGCAGGGGCCAGGGCAACUGGAACAUGGGCCCGCCUGGGGGGCUGCCAGAGUUCGUCUUCACCGUCCCCGCCAUGAAGACUGGACUCAUCAUUGGGAAAGGUGGCGAGACCAUUAAAAGCAUCAGCCAGCAGUCGGGAGCCCGGAUAGAGCUCCAGAGAAACCCCCCUCCGGGUGCCGACCCCAGUCUGAAGAUAUUUACCAUCCGCGGCUCGCACCAGCAGAUCGACUACGCCAGGCAGCUGGUGGAGGAAAAGAUCGGAGGUCCAGUCAGCCCGAUGGGCGGUCCCCAUGGCCCCCCGGGCCCACAUGGAGGUCCCGGUCCACAUGGCCCACCAGGUCCGCCAGGGCCCCCUGCACAAAUGGGACCUUACAACCCUGGACCCUAUAACCAGGGUCCUCCUGGACCUCAUGGUCCACCUAAUCCUUACCCACCCCAAGGCUGGGGCAAUGGCUUCCCCCACUGGCAGCAGCAGGGACAGCAGGACCCCGGUGAGUGCAAGGCAGCAGCCGAUGCUAACGCCGCGGCCUGGGCGGCGUACUACUCCCAGUACCAGCAGCAGCAGCCCCCAGCUCCCAUGGCCCCUGCCAGCGCCGCCCCCGGCACGGCUCAAACCAACGGGCAAGGUGACCAGCAGGCUCCAGUUCAGAGUGGACAGGCAGAUUACACCAAGGCCUGGGAGGAAUAUUACAAGAAAUUGGGUCAGCAGGGUCAGCAGCCUCAGGACUACACCAAGGCCUGGGAGGAGUACUACAAAAAGCAAGGUCAGGCGGCCCCUCAGGCCGCUGCAGCUGCCGCCCCCCAGUCGGGGGGCCAGCCGGACUACAGCGCCGCCUGGGCUGAGUACUACAGGCAGCAGGCGGCCUACUAUGGACAGGGCAGCCCGCAGGCCAUGCCCGGGGCUCCCCAAGCGCAGCAGGUACUCUCCCACUAAGAGCUCCACCUUCGUCUUAUGUGUCGGUAGUGUGUGUUUCUCUGGCAAAUCUUUGUGUGUGCGUCUCUCUCAGUAAUGAAAUGACACGGUAUAGUACUUGUUCUGCACUAAUCAUUCCCCCUAUAGGUGUACCAGAACGCCACAGGAGCUGGCGCUUCUAGAACUAACUAUUCUUUCCCCCCCUAAGCAGGCUUUUUUUUUUUUCUUUUGUGAGCUGAAUAGAUGAUCUUGUUGUUAACUUCAUUUGUAUCUCUUAUGUAUUUCCUCUGCACAGGGCCAGUAAUGUGAAGUGGACAUAGAGUAUUUGCUUCCUUGUCGAAAAAACCUUUGUUAAAUGUUUGGAUGCAGACGCCUUGAUGAAGAUCUUAAUUUCUCUGGUAUAAAGUGUUUAAAAAAACAGAAAACAUGACAAACGCUCCGGAGGCAGUUUUUUUUUCUUGUACAAAAAUGAAUGGUUUGUUUUUAGUGUGGUGAUAGAAUUUUGGACAUUCCAGCUCCUGUAUUUCAUAUUGUGGUCAAUUCUCAUGUUUAUAAACUGUAGUAAUUUUCAUGUAAAUCAUCUCAGUUUUAAAAUUACAUGCCUGUUGUGUUUUGCAAUAAAACAAAAUGAAACCUCCUGUGUUGGUAAGUUGGGUGAGAAAGUAUGGGUUAAAUGAAAUCUUGCAAGUUCCCUGGUAGACAGAAAGCCUAAAUGCAGACUUUUCUUUUGACUGUCCAAAUUUGCUGACUGAAAGUUCCGGUAUCCCGUCUGUCUUCAACGUUUCCAGUGUGGCUCAUGGUCUUAUUUUGAAUGGUUUUGUUUUAGACUGGUUUGAGAACUGCUUCUUGUGAAUUGCAGGGACAACCGAGGCCCUCGUUUCCGUAACCGACUUAGUUUAUAUAUACAUAUAUUUUUAAAAAUCAAUGUUCUGCUAGCAUUUCUCUUUAUCGGCAUAGGCCUAUGUAUCCGCCUUGUAUGGCCUUGAUUGCAAGCUGUGUGACACAUGCAAUAACCUAGUACUGUAGUGUUUGAUUGUACUGUACUUUACCCUGAUCUCUAUGUGAGGAAGGCUGUACUGUUCAUAAUGAGAACAACUUCUUCCCUCACAGGCAAGGUUAGAAAUGCGGUAAGCAAGCAUUUUUAAAUGUUCCCUGAAAUGUGACUCUGUUACAGACAUUUUAGUUGGUCUGUUGCUUUUUUUUUACAGCACAGGUAAAUGUGUUCUAAUUGAUAAUUCUUUGCAAAGUACUGAAUUGUUCUUCCCAUUUUAACAUUUUAUAAGCCAUUGUUUUUUUGUAUAUAUUUGCUGGCUUCUCUCUCUUUUUAAAAAAAGAAAUACCCUAUGAUUAAAACAUUAUGAAUGCAAAAUCGAUUUACUUUUGCCAUUGUCUGUGAACGUGCAUCCAGCAUAGGCCUGUAGGUUUUUAGGGGUGAGGACGCGUACGCUGUUCUUCACCCGCGAUUUGAGCCUUCGUGGGGCAUUACCACUGUAAGUACAAAUAUUGAGUCGUUUCCGAAACAACCGGUUCCUGUUUCUCUUUCAAUGCAUUUCUUUGAGAGAAAAAUGAACAAUUCCCAAUUGUUUGAACAAAAAUUGUUGGAAUUUUUGUAGAUUGUUAGGUUGGGUAAGUAUCAGAAAUAUUCCCCCAAAAUAUUGCGUGCAAUUGCAAUUGCUGACAAGAUUCCUGAACUUUAAAGUAAUACCUGUUAAAGUUCUGGAUUGUAUAGUUGAUCUUGCCUUGCCGUAACCACAGUGAUGUGUAUUUAGACUGUCAAGCAACUGAAAACCUGGCAUUGUAGUUCUGUUUCUUUUAGACUGCCUCUUAUGAGAGCUUGCAGGUCUGUCUACUGUUUCGAACACCGAAAUGUGAGUUGACUCAUGUGAGCCUGUUCUGUCGAAUUGCGGAUUGAUACAUGUACAGUUUCGUAGAAUCUGUUUGCAGGGAAUGCUGAAUUUAAUGCAAUUGAAAGUAUUUCACCAUAAGUCCUAAAAUGGUUGCGAACAAACCGAGAUCACCAUGUUCCAAUUUCAAUGUCGCUAAGCCUCAUUCUCGUGAGUUCUCCGUUCACCUGCAUAAAUUUACACGUCCAGCUCAUGUUCUAGCAUGUGAAGUUGUCUCUGUCGGUAUACUUAUUCCGCAUGUCGUACUUCAAAUGGUUAGGUAUGUUGAAAGUGCAAAACGUUGCGCAUUGAAUUGAUCACAACCUGCCUGAUAUGCCAUUACGUUAUAGAGCAUUUUUUUGUACUGGCGGCUGUUGUCUUGAGUUUUUACUGAUUGCAAACAGUGCAAUAUUUAAUUUUUGCAGUGUCACCCAGACCUUGCACCUUAGGUUCUGCUGCAGUAAUACAGGUAAGCAUAACCUAAGGACACCAGUGUUUGACCUGUGAAUGAUCUGUUUCUGACUUGCCUUGUCGAAGUAACAGUGAAUGUAGACUGCAAUGUGUAGGACAAGUUAAAGUAAGAGGUGUCAAUCUCCUUGAUCAGUGUAUUGCGACUGCUAGAAAAACACAUAGCAGCAGCCUUCAUGUAUUCAGUUCAGGAAUGUGAUGUGCAUGGCAGUUGAAUUGUGUACGUUAUUGGCCGUUAGUUUGACAGAAGCCUGUAAAAAAUAUACCGUUAAGACCGAGCGUGAUGAUUGGCUAGGUUUUAGGAUUGUGACCUACAUAUUUUUCAUAAUUGGAUCAGUAUGUUUUUUUUGUACGAUUUCAUGUAGAUCAGCUUGUCCAUGAUAAAAGUGUAUAGUACAUUCAUUAGCUCCUGGUAAGUCCAAUUCUGUGUUGUGUGACUCUGAUGCAUAGAGCUGUAGGCAUUGCUUUCUCUCCUUAAUGUCACUGAGACGUACUGCAUGCAGUAACGAGCUUUCAGUAAAUAAGGGUAGCCCUGUGCUUAUUAAUGAUGUAUCCAAAGACCGUACAAUUCAUGACCAUGCUUGCCACCUGUGAUGUAGUUUGAUGCCCCGUUUCUGUAGUGCCUAUCUUUUAAAAAUGCUGCCUUCAUUUUCACACACAGUGUUGAAGAUGCUGCAAGCAUAGGUCGUAGAAUCAGGCCGUGAGCUAGUUUGUCCCUAAGGAAGAAUCCUUUGAAUCUUUUCCGCUGGUGAACGUAGACCAAUCAAGCCCUCCAGUUCUAAGGUAAUCUUGAGGAACUGUUGUGAUUGCAAAAGUGAUGAUGAUGCUGUAUGUUCAGGGACUGUGAUGUCAUCAACUUUGAACUCAAAAGCUUGCUAUGUAGUCUAAAUUGUUAUGCCAUAAAACGUUAGUGUAUGAUUUAAAUCCAGUAAUCCCAGCAGUUAAAAAUCGUCUGCAUCUGCUUUUCUCCUGACAAUUACCAAAUGGGGUUUCGAUAUUCACGUAAAUGCUUUUGUUCGAUUUAGACCGUUAGGCACUUUUUUUUUGUCUGUGUUGACUUCAUCAGCAACAGGAUGGUUUUUGGCAGUAAAUUGGAUAGUUUAAGGUGUCUGUAUCAAUCUAAUCUUGCAAGUAAAUUGUUGCCCAUUUGGGUGUGCAUAUAUAUAUAUAUAUAAAUUCAUAUGCAUGAUAUGCGAUGAGAUGGUGUUUCCUUCUGAGGGACGUGUUCUCAACAGAAUAUUCGUGGGGGUGUAUAAAAGAAGACAAAAAGAAGCUUAACUGAGAAAUAUGGAAAAGGGGGAGCAUGCAUUAGAGGUAAACAAAAAUCUGCAAUGUGCUGUGUAUAUUUUUUCAUGUACUUUUUAGAAAUGCCUGUUCAGAUUAACUGUAAUAUUGUUCCCAUGUUAAAAAAUAAAUUUGUAACGAUGAAUUA
Molecule: messenger RNA, 5857 nt
Organism: Anguilla anguilla (European eel)
Lineage: Eukaryota; Metazoa; Chordata; Actinopteri; Anguilliformes; Anguillidae
Gene: fubp1
Product: far upstream element (FUSE) binding protein 1
Exons: 19
Coding region: 74-2095 (673 amino acids)
Biological process (GO): regulation of DNA-templated transcription
Cellular component (GO): nucleus; cytoplasm
Molecular function (GO): mRNA binding
Source: RefSeq, a predicted model, not a curated record